Gastrolobium bilobum is the source of this 2637-nucleotide messenger RNA. Its product is annotated as G-type lectin S-receptor-like serine/threonine-protein kinase LECRK3. Bases 1 to 2421 code for a protein of 806 amino acids. Gene Ontology annotation, molecular function: ATP binding; protein serine/threonine kinase activity. Gene Ontology annotation, biological process: protein phosphorylation. Lineage: Eukaryota; Viridiplantae; Streptophyta; Magnoliopsida; Fabales; Fabaceae. The transcript has a single exon. The record is from RefSeq and is a predicted model, not a curated record.
AUGGCUUCUUCUCUGCUACCCCUUUUGCUAUGCUCACUGAUUCUACUACCCUUUUGUGUUCUAGCCCAAACCAGAAGCCAGAUAAACGUUGGGGAUUCUCUUAAAGCAGAAUCUAGCAACUCCACAUGGGUAGUUUCACCUUCUGGUGACUUUGCCUUUGGCUUUCUACCACUCACAGACACUGAUCUUUUCAUUCUUUGCAUUUGGUAUGCAAAGAUUCCAGACAAAACCAUAAUCUGGUAUGCUAACACAGAUAAUCCUACACCAAAGGACUCAAAAGUUGAGCUUAAUGCUAAUGAUGGGUUAGUGCUUACUGCUCCUGAUGGUAACCAGUUAUGGAAGACACAAGGCCUUAGUGUUGGGGUUGCUAAUGGUGUCAUCAAUGACACUGGCAACUUUGUUCUUCGGGAUGGUAACUCCAACAGUGUGUAUGAGACUUUCAAGGAUCGUAGAGACACCUUGUUGCCCUCUCAGAUUCUUGAAAAGGGUGGAAAGCUUUCUUCUAGACUUAUGGAGACAAAUUUCAGUAAAGGAAGGUUUGAGCUUGUUUUUCAAAAUGAUGGUAAUCUUGUGAUGCAUUCUAUAAAUUUACCAUCUGGAUAUGCUAAUGAAAACUAUUAUGAAAGCAAAACUGUUGAGUCCAAUACAUCAAGUCCUGGAACUCAAUUGGUCUUUGAUAGUUUUGGGAACAUAUAUAUUUUGAGAAAGAACAAUGAAAAAUACAAUUUUUCAGAAGUGAGUGGAGUCUCUACCACUCAAUUUUAUCUUAGAGCAACUCUUAAUUUUGAUGGGGUGUUCACACUCUAUCAACAUCCAAAGAGUUCCUCCGGGAAUCAAGGUUGGACCUCAAUAUGGUCUCAACCAGAUAAUAUCUGUAGUUACAAUGUUAAUUCAGGUAGUGGAGUUUGUGGAUACAAUAGCUUUUGUACCUUGGGAGAUGAUAAGAGACCAACAUGUCAGUGCCCAAAAAGGUACUCACUACUUGAUCCUAAUGAUCCAUAUGGUAGCUGCAAACCAGAUUUCAUAAUGGGAUGUGCAGAAGAUGAACUUAGCAACAGGCAAGAUCUCUAUGAGUUUGAGGUUUUGAUCAAUACUGAUUGGCCUCUUGCAGACUAUGUGCUUCAAAGUCCUUUCACUGAAGAUGAAUGCAGACAGUCUUGUAUGGAAGAUUGCAUGUGUGCUGUUGCAAUUUUCAGGUUAGGUGAUCACUGCUGGAAGAAGAAGUUGCCACUUUCAAAUGGGAAAGUUGAUGCUACACUUAAUGGUGCUAAGGCCUUUAUUAAAGUGAGGAAAGAUAAUUCCUCCUUUGUUGUUCCUACAAUCAUUGUGAACAAGAAUAGGAGCACUUUGAUUAUGGUUGGAUCUUUCCUUUUGGGUAGCUCAGCUUUUCUCAAUCUCAUAUUGAUUGUUGCAAUAUGCUUGAGCACUUCCUUCAUUUUUCAGUACAAGAAGAAGCUUAGAAGAGUUAGCAAAAGUGACACUGUUGCUGAAACCAAUUUGCGUUGCUUCACUUAUGAGGAGCUUGAAGAAGCUACCAAUGGAUUUGACAAGGAGCUAGGAAGGGGUGCUUUUGGUAUUGUUUAUGAAGGAGUAAUAAACAUAGGUUCCACAACUCGUGUGGCAGUUAAAAAGUUGAACACUUUUCUCUUGGAUGAGGUUCAGAAGGAAUUCAAGAAUGAACUGAAUGUCAUUGGUCUCACACAUCAUAAGAACUUGGUUCGUUUGCUUGGAUUUUGUGAGGCUGAAGAAGAACGGUUACUAGUUUAUGAGUACAUGAGCAAUGGCACUUUAGCAAGUUUUCUUUUCAAUGGGGAAAAACCAAGUUGGAAACUUAGAUUACAAAUUGCAUUUGGUAUUGCUAGAGGACUUAGAUAUUUACAUGAAGAGUGCAACACCCAAAUCAUCCAUUGUGACAUAAAGCCUCAAAACAUUCUCCUUGAUGAUUACUUUAAUGCAAGGAUUUCUGACUUUGGAUUGGCUAAGCUUUUGAAAAUGAACCAAAGCAGAACCAAUACUGGCAUAAGGGGAACAAAAGGGUAUGUUGCAAUUGAAUGGUUUAGAAACAUGCCUAUCACAGCUAAAGUGGAUGUGUAUAGCUAUGGGGUAUUGCUACUUGAGAUAAUAGCAUGCAGAAAAAAUGUAGAAAUGGAGAUAGAAAAUGAAGGGAAAGCAAUCCUAACUGAUUGGGCUUGUGACUGCUAUGCAGAUGGUAAUUUGGCUGCCUUGGUUGAGAAUGACAAGGAAGCAUUGGAUGAUAAGAAGAACUUGGAGAGGUUGGUAAUGAUUGCCAUUUGGUGUGUUCAAGAGGAUCCAUGUCUUAGACCCACCAUGGGAAAUGUGACACAAAUGCUUGAAGGUGUUGUUGAAGUGCAAGUUCCACCAUGCCCCGCACCUAUUAGUAUUCAAUAUUCUCUAGAUUAAUCAGUUGGUGCUAGUCCUUGGUAUGUUAUCUUAUGUCUGUGUAUUCAGUUUUAGCUUUAUGUUUGUUCCUUCAGCAUUAGCACUAUAAGUUUAUAAAUAGUGAGAGCAAUUAUGAAUCUGUUUAUGAUGCUCAUAAAACUUUGAUACAUGUACCUCAAUUUAUGUUAAUAUACUCUAUGUAAACUACAUCUGAGAGAUAUAAUAUAAAAUUAUUAA